CCUGCCGCGUCGCAGCCAUGCCGAAGCACGAGUUCUUCGUGGACAUGACCUGCGAAGGCUGCUCCAACGCGGUCACUCGCGUCCUGAAUAAGCUGGGAGGCGUCCAGUUUGACAUCGACCUGCCCAACAAGAAGGUGUGCAUUGAGUCAGAGCAUAACGUCGACACCUUGCUGGAAACGCUGAAGAAAACCGGGAAGACCACCAACUACCUGGGGGAGAAGUGACCCUGGAGACAGGAUGGAGGGUCUGGCUUCCUCGGUGCUGCCAGGAAGGACGAGCGCGCGGCUCCAGGAAGACCAUGACUGACUGUUUACACUUCUGCUGAUACCCCUUUCCUUUUGACCUGGGUUCCCCUACCAGCUGCUGGAAAGAAGAGAGCUAGAAAGGAAGAAGACACCCGGAGGAAAAAGCCCAUCGUGCAGUAAAAUUCCCCUCUUGACAUGUUAGAGCUCUUGGUGCAAACUCCCUCUCUGGCCCUGCAAUAAAGGAAGGAGCUGCUUCUCUUUUCCAUG
Messenger RNA from Gavialis gangeticus (Gharial), 512 nucleotides. RefSeq names its product antioxidant 1 copper chaperone (gene ATOX1). Bases 18 to 224 code for a protein of 68 amino acids. Gene Ontology annotation, molecular function: copper chaperone activity; metal ion binding. Gene Ontology annotation, biological process: copper ion transport. Lineage: Eukaryota; Metazoa; Chordata; Crocodylia; Gavialidae. The transcript is spliced from 4 exons. Gene Ontology annotation, cellular component: cytosol. The record is from RefSeq and is a predicted model, not a curated record.